This is a messenger RNA of Lagopus leucura (white-tailed ptarmigan), 1114 nucleotides long. RefSeq names its product surfactant protein D (gene SFTPD). Gene Ontology annotation, cellular component: rough endoplasmic reticulum; multivesicular body. The coding region runs from base 319 to 1083 and encodes 254 amino acids. The transcript has 6 exons. The record is from RefSeq and is a predicted model, not a curated record. Lineage: Eukaryota; Metazoa; Chordata; Aves; Galliformes; Phasianidae. Gene Ontology annotation, biological process: surfactant homeostasis; positive regulation of phagocytosis.
AUAAAGCUCAAAAUUACAGCUUUAGUGGAAACUAAAGGACUUUAUUUUUUUUCCUCUUGGCAGGCUGGUCCUUCAGAUAAAAAUCCAGCUAUCUUCUGUUUCAAUUCUUCUCUACUACGUUCUGUCACACUGGCUGUCAGGAAAGCCAAUGAAGUGAUAAGAUUUUCACUGUGCACUAAGCAGGUAAAGGUGCUGUGAUAAAGUUUCCAGGAAACCCUGCCAUCAAUUUCUUAGAGGGGAAAGAGACCCUUUGGUUUUCCUAGAACAAAGACUUAGAGCAUUCAUCUUGGAAAACUUUAGAGACCCGUGGACUUAGCAAUGACUAUUCUUCAGCCUUUCAGUGCUUUGCUGCUUUGUCUAUCACUGAUGAUGGCAACAAGUUCACUUACCACAGAUAAACCUGAAGAGAAAAUGUAUUCAUGUCCCAUCAUUCAGUGUAGCGCUCCUGCAGUCAACGGAUUACCAGGCAGAGAUGGAAGAGAUGGUCCCAAAGGUGAAAAGGGAGACCCAGGGGAAGGAUUGAGAGGUCUGCAGGGUUUGCCUGGAAAAGCAGGACCUCCAGGAUUAAAAGGAGAGGUGGGACCACAAGGAGAAAAAGGUCAAAAAGGAGAACGUGGAAUUGUUGUAACUGAUGACCUGCAACGACAAAUAACUGCUUUGGAAGUGAAAAUACGGGUAUUGGAAGAUGAUUUAAACAGAUACAAAAAAGCCAUGAUUUUAAAGGACGUCGUGAAUGUUGCUAAAAAAAUGUUUGUCUCAACUGGAAAGAAAGAUAAUUUUGAAAAGGGAAAAUCCCUUUGUGCAAAAGCUGGAGGUGUGCUUGCCUCUCCAAGGAAUGAGGCUGAGAAUACAGCUUUAAAAGACUUAGUUAGCCCUUCAACCCAAGCUUAUAUUGGGAUAUCUGAUGCACAAACUGAGGGCAGAUUCAUGUACGUGAGUGGUGGGCCUUUAACUUACAGCAACUGGAAACCUGGAGAACCAAAUAAUAUGAAAAAUGAAGACUGUGCAGUGAUAGAAGGCUCUGGAAAAUGGAAUGAUUUAGACUGUUCAAAUUCAAAUAUCUUCAUUAUUUGUGAAUUGUGAACAGCUAAUAAACAGAAGAAAAUCAAUCCAA